AUGAUUGUGACUACAAAUGGUAGUGAGCAAGUUAAAGAUAACAUCACUUGUGUGUUUGGGCCCAAACAGGUUUGUAAAAUUUGUACUUGUUUUGAUAAUCUAUGGGUGAAAUUUUACAAUAAUUGAAAUGUGGCUACCACUUUUCCAACACUGCCAGUUUAGUACAAUGUAUGUGACAGGUCAAAAUUAGAUUCAGGUUAAAAGUUUUGAACCUAGGUUGGUUCUCAAUUUGCUUUGUUUCCUAUGCCUAAUUAUUAAUGAAUUAGGGCUUGGAGACAAUGAAAGGAAAUUGAGAAUCAACCUAGCUUAAAAAUGUUAACCUGAAUUUAAUUUUGACCUGUAACAUAUAUGUCAACAAAACCUUGGACAGCGAAACAGUCCAUAUUUCUGCUUAGUCAGGUACGAACAAACAGUCAGACAAAAAGUCUGGCGCGAGGCUAAAAACGGUGAGCGAGACUGGGGAAAGAUGUCAAAUACUGGACACAGUGUUCACCACAAGAUUGGAAGGGAAGGGUAGACGAUAACAUGCAAUUUUCCCCUGAAAUCAGUCAUCAAGUCUAUUAAAUUCACAAAGAGGGUGGAGUUGUGAACAGAUUUUUGACAGCUCGACAACAUUUGGAGCCCCUUGUCAGAAUGAAGUUGUCGUGUGGAAAAACGGACAGUCAUUUUUUUUCUCUUGUGGGCGUGUGAGGCUUGCACGCUUUGCACGUGUGAGAAGGUGAUGCUAUGCCAGUGCUUUGCACCUUGAAGAAAGAUUUCGUCUUGUUGAGAAAAAGUCUAAGAAAACCUUGAUUGACCAGAUCAGGUGACCCUUGUAAUCUCUUAAGUGACAAACAGUUAGAGAUAUGAUGACCAUAAAAACAGAGCAGUGACAGAUAACAAAAUUUUUUCUGGCAUAUUUGAAGGCUUAUGUGUAAAAGAGGCUCACCCAGCAAAACCUGCAAACAGGGUUGUCUCUAAACUUUCAAGCUGCUGGGUAAAUACAACAAGUGGGCGGGGAAUCAAACAGCCAGGGAUUUCUUUUGGUUCUAUUUUCCAAUUAAUAGUAGCCGGAGACCACACUCAUAGUAGAUGGGGGAAAUCCCUGGCCUCCGCGGCUCUUAAUGACAUCCCUGCUGCUAACCUCUUUCAAGUUCUCUUCUUUUUAAAUCUUUUUUCCUCAGCUCACUUGUUUCCCUCAAGUGUCUGAAAAAAUGGCACAUGAAGAAAAUGCCAGGGAGUGGCUUUUUUUUUUUCUAUCUGUCAACCAGUCUGAAGAAAUAAUUAUUAUUAUUUCAGAUUCAAACAGUAAUGGCCAUCGUGCAGUCUGUUCCAUCAGAAGAAGACUGCAAUGAACUUGGGCUUGUUGCCUCAAAGUGCAGUGCUCAGGGAAACCCCUUUAAAAUCACUGGAUACAUUUCAAAACCAGAUCAUGGUAUGGGCCGCAGCAGUGCUGAUCGUCAGUUUUUAUACGUUAACAAGCGACCCUGUGAGCUGAGCAAGGUGUCUCGAGUCAUUAAUGAGGUCUACCAUAUGUUUAACAGACACCAGUAUCCAUUUGUGAUGAUGGACAUAUCACUGGCACGAGGUUUGUUGUGGUUUGUUGCAGUCCUUCUUGUCAUGUCUCAGUUAUUACUUGUCCUCACAUUGCUCAAUAUAGAGAACUAUACUCUUAUACAGUAUCCUACAAUCUAGGAUGCAUAUGGUGUAUGUUGCUGGCAGAAUAUGUCCCUACAUUUUAGACGAUUAUCCUAAACAGUAGCAGUUCAUUGCUGUCUUUGACAACAAAAUUAGUUGAGACACUGUUUGUUUGUUGUUUGUUUUUAAGUAUGAAAAAAAUUAAUACAAGCUAUUAUAGGGCCUUUGUAACAUUUUGCCAAAUUCAGAAGAGGAAAAUGAAGCUUUCCCUCCCCCACCCCUCCAAGCAAUGUUGUACCAUUGUACGAGCUACCUGCAAGAAACAACAAGGGAAGAGGUGCAGAUUGUUUUGUUCCCAGUUUUUCUUGGUCUUGCAGAAUCUAUAAUGUAGGUUACCUUUUCUGCUGUGGUGUUGGUAUUGUCAGUGUCCUUUCAAUCUUUUGUAUUACAACACAAUGUACAUUAUCGUGUGAUUCCACUAGUCUGCAACAUCAGGAAUCAAUCCCAUAUGAUAGUGUCUCAGCAGGAAGAAAUCAGGGUUAUCAGUUCAACCUUCAAUGCCGCUCUUUCCCUGUUCCUGACUGGAUAGGUGCUACAUCUAAUUUGGAAAAUUUUUGUAUAGUUAAAGCCCUUGUAAGCAACUGCCUCAGGAAUCCAUAUAAAAGGUUCACAACUAGAGCCAAUCACUUACGAGAGUUUUCCCAAGGAGUCAGCAUCAGUAAUGGGUAACAUGAAGAACAGCUCCCUGAAACAUAUGUCGUCCACUUGUUGGUUGACUGUCGACUGGCAGGCGACCAUCAGUUUGUCAGCUGACAGUUGAUGGUUUGUUGGCCGCUUGUUGGCAGCUUGUGGGGCGAUUGUUGGCCAUUUGUCGUCUGUUGGCCAACUAUUGAUCGUCUGUCAGCUCACUGUUGGUCAACAGUCUACUGACAGAUGGCCAAAAGAUUUUUAGAGUACUGAGCUGUUCUUCAAUUUACCAGUAACGUGAACUAUGUUUCAACAAAAAAACUGAUAACAUUGGAAGUGUGAGGCAUGAAUGCCUAGUUGUUCCACUCUUGAUCUUACGACUUUCAUUUUGUUAUCAGAUGGUGUAGAUGUCAAUGUGACUCCAGACAAGAGACAGGUGUUUGUCCAGGAAGAGAAAGUCCUUCUAGCCACCAUAAAAUCGUCGCUGAGGAAGAUGUUCGAUGGUGGAACUGCAUCAUUUGAUGUCAAUCAAAAACCUCUGAUGCAAAUAAAACUGUCAGCCUCCACGUUCGUUCCUAGAAACUACAAUGGCGACUCCCAUGGAAAUGAAGACCUUCGAUGUUCUCAGAUGAAGCAGGAUGAAAAGGUAUCAGAUCAACCUGCUUCAGUUGUACCAACAAGGACGCAUGUCGAGAAAGGGAAAUUUCCAUCGCUUAGCAGUUUCAAGAGGAAGUUUUCAUCAGUUGACCAAGAUGUGGUUGAGAAACCAAAAGAGCCUAGCUGUAAGCAGGUGAAGCUUACCAGUAUGUUCACGCGGGAUAAACAAGCUUCGAGGAUGGAAAGCAAAGAGUCUGUGGAAACAGAUAGUGGGAAUGUUUUUGCUGUUGCUAAGACUCAAAGAUCUGAAAAUAUUGGUGAUAGCAAUGAACGGUUAGCAAGAAAAACUGACAUUGAAGUUGUUAAAGUUAAGGAUGAUAUCAUUUCUGUAAGUGAAUCUGAUGACGACGAAGUAAGUUCUCAGAAAGACGUCCAGCAAGAAAUAGAUUCAGAGCGUUUUGAUAAAACUAAUCAAACACUUUUCGGCCAGGCUAAAGAUAAUUCAAGUAACGCAUCUUGCAAAACAAUACUGGUUCUUCCUAAACUUGGCAACACCGAGAAACAAACUCAGGUAUCAGAGAUGGUUAGAAACAGAAAGGAAACAACAGUGAGUUUCAGUAUGAAUAAACUUAAAAGCGUUGUUACGGCACCAACGAGACAGAAAACAGAUGAAGUAGAAGCUCGUUUGUUCAGAGCGAAGAUAGCACCAGAGAGCAAUUCCAGUGCUGAGAAAGAACUAACGAAAAAUAUUAGUAAAGAUAUGUUCAAGCGUAUGGAAGUUUUAGGUCAAUUUAACCUGGGUUUUAUCAUCGCAAAACUGGACAAUGAUUUGUUCAUAAUCGACCAGCAUGCUUCAGAUGAGAAAUUUAACUUUGAGGAUCAACAGAGGAACACGACAAUUAAGUCCCAACGUCUUAUUGUUCCCCAGAAGCUUGAACUAACCGCUGCCAAUGAAGCUAUCCUUAUGGACAACGUGGAAAUAUUUCAAAAGAACGGAUUUGAUUUUGAAAUUGAUCACAAUGCCAAUGCAAUGAAGAAGGUCAAGCUAGUUUCUCUGCCCAUGAGCAAGAACUGGACGUUUGGUGUUGAGGACAUCGAGGAGUUGAUUUUUAUGCUGAGUGAUUCUCCUGGCGUGAUGUGUAGACCUUCAAGGGUGAGGAAAAUGUUUGCAAGUCGUGCGUGUCGCAUGUCCAUCAUGGUUGGAACUGCACUUAACCAGGCUCAAAUGAAGAGGGUUGUUUGCCACAUGGGAGAGAUUGAGCAUCCCUGGAACUGUCCUCACGGCAGACCCACAAUGAGGCAUCUAAUCAAUCUCAGUAUGCUGCCAGCCUCGCAGUUGGAUUGA
Molecule: messenger RNA, 4246 nt
Organism: Porites evermanni
Lineage: Eukaryota; Metazoa; Cnidaria; Anthozoa; Scleractinia; Poritidae
Source: the annotation of a GenBank genome assembly